AUGCCCGAGCAGGGUCCCAGGAUGAACGGCUUCUCUCUGGGUGAGCUGUGCUGGCUCUUCUGCUGCCCGCCCUGUCCCAGUCGCAUCGCCGCUAAGCUGGCCUUCCUCCCGCCGCAGCCCACCUACUCCAUGCACACAGACGCUGACGGAGCCACCACCCUGCACCUGACCGAGCGGGCGGACUGGCAGUACUCCCAGCGGGAGCUGGAUGCGGUGGAGGUGCUCAGCACCAGGAGCAGCCGAGGGAACCGUGUGUGCUGCAUGUUUGUGCGCUGCGCUCCCAACAGCCGCUACACGCUGCUCUUCUCCCACGGGAACGCAGUGGACCUGGGCCAGAUGUGCAGCUUUUAUAUCGGACUGGGCUCCAGGAUUAACUGUAACGUGUUUUCUUAUGACUAUUCGGGCUACGGAGCGAGUGGAGGCCGGCCGUCAGAGAAGAACCUGUACGCGGACAUCGAGGCCGCCUGGCAGGUGCUUCGGAACAAAUACGGCGUGGCUCCAGAGAACAUCAUCCUGUAUGGGCAGAGUAUUGGCACAGUGCCCACCGUCGACCUGGCGUCUCGGUACGAGUGUGCGGCCGUGAUCCUCCACUCCCCGCUCAUGUCCGGUCUCCGCGUGGCCUUCCCCGACACCCGCAAGACCUACUGCUUCGACGCCUUCCCCAGCAUCGACAAAGUGUCCAAGGUGGCCUCCCCGGUCCUGGUGAUCCACGGGACAGAGGACGAGGUUAUCGACUUCUCCCACGGCCUGGCCAUGUACGAGCGCUGCCCGCGAGCCGUGGAGCCGCUGUGGGUGGAGGGCGCGGGCCACAACGACAUAGAACUCUACAGUCAGUACCUGGAGCGGCUAAAGCAGUUCAUCUCCUUCGAGCUCGCCGCCUCCUGA
Knipowitschia caucasica is the source of this 885-nucleotide messenger RNA. NCBI's taxonomy places the organism in Eukaryota, Metazoa, Chordata, Actinopteri, Gobiiformes, Gobiidae. The record is from the annotation of a GenBank genome assembly.